This is a messenger RNA of Dioscorea cayenensis subsp. rotundata (Guinea yam), 1261 nucleotides long. Its product is annotated as DNA damage-repair/toleration protein DRT100-like. The transcript has a single exon. Bases 14 to 1111 code for a protein of 365 amino acids. The record is from RefSeq and is a predicted model, not a curated record. NCBI's taxonomy places the organism in Eukaryota, Viridiplantae, Streptophyta, Magnoliopsida, Dioscoreales, Dioscoreaceae. Gene Ontology annotation, molecular function: protein binding.
GCUCUCUCUCGCCAUGGCUUCACGCUUGCUCUUCUCGCUCCUCCUCCUUCUCCCCCUCUUCGCCGGCGCCGGCGCCGCCACAUGCAACCCCUCCGAUCGUGAAGCUCUCCUCGCUAUCCGUGACGCCCUCAAAGAGCCGUUCCUCGGUGUCUUCUCCUCCUGGACGGGCAAAGAUUGUUGCAAAUGGUACGCCGUGGGCUGCGAUCCAACCACUGGCCGCGUCGCCGAUCUCUCCCUCCGCGGCGAGUCCGAGGACCCCAUCCUCACCCGCUCCGGCAUCAUGACCGGCCGGAUCUCCCCCUCCGUCUGCCGCCUCACCGCCCUCUCAACCCUAAUCCUCGCCGAUUGGAAACAGAUCUCCGGCCCUAUCCCUUCCUGCAUUCCCUCCUCUCUCCCCUCUCUCCGCAUCCUCGAUCUCAUCGGCAAUCGCCUCUCCGGCCCUCUCCCUUCCAACAUCGGCCUCCUCCGCCACCUCACCGUCCUCAACGUCGCCGACAACCAGAUCUCCGGUAAGAUCCCUAGAUCCCUCCCCUUUCUCUCAUCCCUAAUGCAUCUCGAUCUCUCCAACAACCUGAUCUCCGGCUCGAUCCCGAGAAACUUCGGGAAUCUCCACAUGCUCAGCCGAGCUCUUCUCGCCCGCAACUCCCUCCGCGGUUCCAUCCCCAUCUCUAUUGGCUCCAUGCCGAGGCUCGCCGACCUCGAUCUCUCCCGUAACCACAUCUCCGGCCAGAUCCCGGCGACCCUCGGUUCCUCCCGUGUCCUCUCCUCCCUCAUCCUCGACUCCAACCGGAUCUCCGGGAACAUUCCGGCGAGCAUCCUGAAGAGCCAAGGGCUCGGGAUCUUGAAUCUCAGCCGGAACUCCAUCGCCGGCGAGAUCCCCGACGUGUUCACGGCGAGGUCCUACUUCACCGCCUUAGAUUUGUCGUUUAAUAGGCUGAGAGGUCACGUGCCACGCACGCUCUCUAGUGCAACCUAUGUGGGCCACCUGGACCUUAGCCAUAACCAUCUAUGUGGGCCCAUCCCAACUGGCCCACCUUUCGACCACCUCGAUGCCACGUCAUUCGCUAAAAACGAUUGCCUCUGUGGCUCCCCUCUUCAAUCCUGCGUCUGAUCCCAACCCUCCGAUUAAGAUCCGAUGGCUGGCUUUGUCCACGUGUCCUUUGUUUAUAAUUAAAUAUAUUAGUAUAAAAUAUUUUAAAAACUAGGGCCCCGUUAUUUUCGUUUAUUACAAUUAAACCAUUAAACUUAUUAUUUUAUUUAA